This is a messenger RNA of Phalacrocorax carbo (great cormorant), 6975 nucleotides long. The record is from RefSeq and is a predicted model, not a curated record. Lineage: Eukaryota; Metazoa; Chordata; Aves; Suliformes; Phalacrocoracidae.
UGAACACCCAUGAUCCUUACUAAUCUUGUGGAAAUUGCACUGUCAAAUUCUUCAUACAUACUAUAGUAUCUGCGUGCACAGCUACCAUUGGUUAAAUUGGGCCAAUAAAGACAAGGCGGCAGAAGAGGAGAUGAAUCUGAAUGAGUCUGCUUUUUCAGAGGGUGUUCUGAUGAGGAAAAUAUAAAUCUUAGUCUACUAAGUGGAGUGGAAAGGUCUUAAACACCAGCUGUACUCCAGCACUGCUACAAGCAGCUUUGACAUUCUGAACUUUCACCUCAGGCUUUUACAGGCCUGUUCCCAGGGUUUAAAUACUUUCAAGAAUGUAAAGCCACCAGGACUGCUCAGCCCUGAAUGCCUCCUCCAGCCCUUUCCAGAUACAACGGGCAUCCACCAGCAUAGCUCCAUUCACAGCCCAUGCCUUUUUUCUUUUGCUCAGAAGGACUCCAGCAAGCUUUCUCUCUUCUGAUGUUGACUUAUCUGCGGCCUCCUCUUUCUGGGGAGCGCUCACAUAUGUUGUCAGGGUCCUAGGCACAGCCAGCUACCACCCUUCUAAGGGUGACUUGACAGUCACGUUUUCAUGAUUAUCUCAAAAUCCAAGAUAACCUAGUGUUGAAGAAAAGACUUGGAUAUCUUGGAAUUGCAACCAGUUGAAUUGUGUGGCUAUGCCCAGUAAAAAGCAUUUUGGUUUCGAGUUGGGAAUUCCUUGGAGCCAGUAGCGUUUUGAAAGGUAUAUCAGGCAGCAAGUUCUGUUUCAAAGACAUGACGACUGCUUUAAUAAUCCCCUGCCUUAGGUUGCUUCUGCAGCAGUGAGACAGGGUAGGGGUUUUAAAUCUCUCCUGACUUAUAAAAUAUAAAACUGAUUAUUAACGGUGGCAUCAUUGUCAUCAGUCCUGUGACUUGUGAGUUACAAGAGAAUAGCUCUGCUGGCUUGUUGUAGCCUCUGCUUCAAGAUUAUUUUAAUUUGGAGAUGCGCUUUCCAUGGCUACAGAGGAAAUAAAACACCAAAAUACAGGAAGCAAAACUUGUUAGCUUUAAUUUUAGCUAUGGAUACUGCUAAAUCAAAGCUGUCCUAAAUGUAAGAGAAGAGUUUGGGAUGGAUAUUUUUGGCUGUGCCUUGCGUUACCAUAGGCUUUAGCUGUGAUCUGAAAUUGCUUGCUGGUUUUGGCAGUGAUGAUGAUUUAGCUGUAAAUAAAUUUAAAAGCUGCUAUGCUGCUUGUAGUAUAGGCAAGGUAUGUAGCACAUGAAUUUUGGAUUGAGGCUAAAAUGUGUGUUUCAAGAUGUGAUUCUUUUCUUCCAGGUAUCUGUUUUGAUUUACUCAACUUUCAAGCUGAUGUUAAAUAGAAGUUUUCUGGCAUCUGCUUUUCUUCCUUGUUCAAAAGGGACAUUUCAGUGAGAGUAGAGAUGCUUCUUGGUCCGGUCCCUUAAUUCACACGUGUUGUAACUUUACAGAAUAUAGAAAUCAUUGAAGAUCCUUUAAACAUUACUUUGAUGAAAAAAUGAAGAGCAAGACAUCCAUUUCAGUCUUACUCAACCAUUCUGUAUUUUCAUUUGUUUUGUUAUGAUAGUCUCAUUUCACUUGUUCUUUUUUGGUAAUACUACCUUUUUUUUUUUGAUGGGAGGGAAGGGAAAGGUUGAACUCCAUGGUUACCUGGCGUGCAACUACCAUUAUAGUUUGCAAACUAAGUACUAUAGCGUAACACUGUCACAUUGUCAGUUCACCUUUUAGAUUGUUAUGGAUGAGUAGGAUUUGUACGUGGGAACGGAUCCUGUUACCUUGCUACUUACCAAUUCUUCUCAGAUUAUGGCACUGCCCGGCUGCGUGGCAUAGAGGCAAAUCUGAUUUAUACUCCUUGGCAAUUGUUAGAAGUCCAGUUAAAUCAUGUUUUUUAAAAAAUAAAUUUUAAAGCCAUUGCAGUCUUUCUCAAACUUUGUGGAAAGAUGAUUAUUAUUAAAAUAAAAGUUUAACGAUACUCCCUUUGACAUAAGAUUCAACAAUACGCUUUCUGCAGGUAGCACUGAUUUCAAGUGAUAGUGUCAAAGUAAGAAUUCAAUGAAGGCUGCAGUCAAUCUUCAGUUAAAACCAUUGUGCCCAGCUAUUCCAUUAUAUGCAUGUUACACAAGCAAGGAUUUGGCACAGACAUCCUAUUUCAUGGCUACCAACAGUCUUCACCUUACUACGUUCUGUCUUCAGUACAAGCCUACAGUGAUAGCAUGUGUGUGCAUUCACUUGGCCUGCAAGUGGUCCAACUGGGAGAUUCCAGUAUCAACGGAUGGAAAACACUGGUGGGAAUACGUAGACCCUUCAGUUACUCUAGAAUUACUAGAUGAGCUAACUCAUGAGUUUCUGCAGAUACUGGAGAAAACGCCUAGCAGGCUCAAGAGAAUUAGAAAUUGGCGGGCUAAUCAGGCCGCUAAGAAACCUAAAGGUGAUGGACAGGUAUCCGAGAACUCGCUUCUUGGUUCAUCUUUGGUCCAGAAUUCCAUUUUGGUGGAUACAGUUACUGGUGUAGCUGCAAACACAAGUUUCCAGAAACAAUCCACAUUUCCUGCCCCGGUACCUCUGACCUCAGGAAGUAUUUCUGUUCCAGACAGUCACGCACCUGAAAAUUUGGCAAUAUUAGCUACGGGAAUGCCAAGUACCUCAUACAGUUUGGCAUCGCACCAGGAAUGGCCUCAGCAUCAAGAACAAACACGGACAGAACAAAUAUAUUCUCAAAAACCGGAGACGGUACCUGCCAGUCAGUACAACAUGAACUUCCAGCCGGGGACGUCCGUACAGUUGCACUCUGCAGUACAUCACAGACCUGACAAACUUGCUGAGCAUUCUGCUGUCAAACAAGAGUAUUCUCAUAAGUCAGGAAGCAAACACCACGGACAAGUUGCCGCUCCUGUAAUAAUUCCUCAGAAAAUGUCUUUGGAUAAAUACAGAGAGAAGCGCAAACUCGAAACCCUUGAACUGGAUGUGAGAGAACACUACGUAGCAACCCCGGGCGAACAGCAGCAUAAAAAACACAUGCAGCCACAGGCAGCCAGCAGUUCUUCUGUCACAUCUCCUAUAAAAAUGAAAAUUCCUAUCGCAAACACGGAAAAGCCUGAAAAACACUUGUCUGAUAAGAAAGAAAAGGGUGGCUCGCUCAAACUCCGUAUACCCAUCCCGCCCACAGAGAAGGGUGCCAGUAAGGAGGAGCUGAAAAUGAAAAUUAAAGUGUCUUCCUCAGAAAGGCAUAGCUCAUCGGACGAGGGCAGCGGGAAGAGCAAGCAUUCGAGUCCCCACAUUAGCAAAGAGCAUAAGGAAAAACACAAAGAACACUCUUUAAACCGCCACCACAGCUUGGGGCAUAAGCACUCCCACUCGCACGGCGGUGGCAGCAGUAGUGGCGGCAGUAAGCAUAGCACUGACGGAGUAACGCCGACUGCUUUGAGGAGUCCCGUUGGCCUGAGUAGUGAUGGCAAUUCCUCUAGUUCCGGCUCUUCGAGAAAGAAGUUGCACAGCAACGAUGCUUCUCACAACCACCACUCCAAAAUGAGCAAAAGUUCCAAAAGUUCAGGUAGUUCAUCUAGUUCUUCCUCUGUUAAGCAGUAUGUAUCCUCUCACAGCUCUGUUUUUAACCUUCCCUUACCCCCUCCUCCCCCUGUCACAUACCAGGUGGGCUACGGACAUCUCAGCACCCUCGUGAAACUGGACAAGAAACCAGUGGAGAACGGUCCUGAUGCCAAUCACCAGUACAGUACAAACAGCCAGCAUAUGGACUACAAAGAUACAUUCGACAUGCUGGAUUCGCUGUUAAGUGCCCAAGGAAUGAACAUGUAGUCAAUUCUUAGGUUGUUUUUCUUUACCUUUUUUUUUUAAUUUAAGAAUUGUUAGAAUGGAAAACUUACUAAUAUAGCAGUAGCAACACCAGCUGUUGCUGCCGUGGUUUCAGUAUAUGUAAGUGCUGCUUUAUCCUUCACUCUGAAAAGAAGAGGUAUAGUAAACGAGUCUUUAUCUCCACAUACGAUAGUGUUAUAAAUACUGUAAUAGCAUGGAAGGUGCACAAAUCUCAGUAUUUCUACAGCCGCAGCUAAGAACAGUAGAAUGAGCGUCCGCUUCUAGGUGUAUAGGAUGCCUCGAGCAUUGAUUAUUUAUAAUUUUGAAUACUGCAGCCACAACUUUCCGUUGCAUAGUUUUUGAAUGAGUGUAAUUGUUUUCUCGUGUAUUUAUACUGUAUGUAUGAUUUGCAUGUCUCAAAGAUAAAGGGAUUAAAAACAGUAUACUGACAACUGUUUACAAGAAAGUGGAGAAAAAUGUACAUACAUUUUUGUAUGUUUAGAUAUUACCAUAAAUACUCAGGAUUGGAGCUGCUUGUAAGUAUAACAAAAUACACAUAACUUUAUUUUAUCUUGCCAGAGUCCAUCAGUGAUCCACACAAAGAUGGCACUUUGUCUUGUUUAUCUUUAAACUGUAGGCCUUAUCGGAAGCCGCUUAAAAGGGACACUUCACUAGAGAAGGUACCUGGUACCGUGUAGGGUCGUCAACGGACAGUAUUGCCAGAGGGGCAGGAAACGGGGUAGGCCUCUGCUCGUUCCUUAUGGCCAGACCUCAGAAAUGUCCCUAGUUGUCUGAAGGAAAAAGGAACUAAAAUAAAAGUUUACAUAAUCUUUUGAUGUGAAGUGCAUUUAAAUGUUUAUUGGCUUGAUGCAGUAAAAUAGACACAGAGCUGUUAAUAAUGGUUAUGUAGAUUAAUGUGACUUAACUGCAAUUCAUAACGGUCAUUGUGGAAAAUCAUCUUUUUUAAAAAAAACCUCCAUAAUUUAUUUUCAUAGCAAACAGGGGUCACCGUUUCCAUUACCAUUUCAGAAUAAUACCCAUGUUCUGAAAUCCAAAAAGUGUACUUGUGUGUGAUGCCAUAUUUCUUUUACAGGUGAAUGCAGUCUGCACAGUAAAUAAGAAUAAAACUAUUGAUAUCCCAACUUUAUAUUCCAACAAUAAAAUAGUUAUCGUUGAUUCUGCGCAUUGUACUUGUCAUUAGUUAUCAAAUUGGAAGAUACUUGUUCUGUUUUUUCAGCUCUGUGGGGGUUAAAAAGGAAAAAAUCAGUCUCCCCGUUAAACCACUAGCCUCCCUUUUAUCUGCCCGCAAGUGUCCGUGCGAUGGCUUGUGUGCUCUUCCCAGGGUGUUUUGCUCGCCAAUGAAAUGACGGGUGUGAACAUUCUGGUGUUCUCAAAGCCAACACUACAGCUCAGCCACCUGGAUAACAGUCACCUGACUUUCUGGGUUGUUACUCUCAAAACUCUUCACAAGCUCUGAAGUACCUCAGCACGAACUCAGUACAUGGUAGCAACAGCCAGUUUUCAGUGACUUCUUUAACUUAGAAGUGAACAUGAUGUGAAGUAACCUUUUGCUAAGCCACCUCGUUCCCUUAGCGCUCAUGUAACUCCCUAAGUCUCAGACGGUUAAGCUGAAGCUUAACCCUUUCAGUAACGUUACUUGCCUGUGCUUGGAAAGCUAAAACUGUUCAAUACCGACCCGGUUGGUAGUUACUGUAUGAUGUAACUACAGGUAUAUCAAUUACUAUGUAAUACUCUGUUUCCAGUAAUGCAAACGCUUGUAAUGACUUGAAUUAAGUUUUAUUUGAACUAUGGAUACUUUUUCUACACUUAAGGAAUAUUUAAACGGAAACCUGAUCGCAUUUUCUGCUAAAUCUAAGCUUAAAUCUUGGCCUGUGGACAAAAUCCAAAUCUGUCCUGUCUCUACCGACUUGGGUUAUUUUUCUACAUUCAGAAUGUAACUCUUGUUACGCACUUCUGCACUCUUGAAUAUUUUCUAUCCUUUUAUAGUCUGUUUCCUUUCCAUCUCAGCGCUACUCUUGAGUCUGAUUUUUAACAAUUGUACUCUGUGUUACGUGCUGUCCCAAACUAGAGCGUGGGCGGACAGAUGAAAUGGCAGUAAAUUGUCUUAAUUUUUCUUCAAAGCACUACAGUAUUUUCUUUUUUAUUCUUUUGUAGUUGUGCCAUGAAAUGCAUCUUAUACAGCUGCUCUGGAUAAGCAAUAUAUUGUACUGUAAAUAUAGCAAUUGCUAUCAUAACUUGGAGUUAAAAUGUCUGGAUGGUAAUUAGUGCCUGUCUAACAGAAACUGGAAAAGAGCAUAGGUCUUCAUCCUAAGGUGCUGUUUCAAAAGGACUAUUUCAUAUUUUGAUUCUGGGAAAUUGUGAGAUAUCGUGGACAAAAUUGUUGCUAUGCUACACUGAGAUCCAAACGGUGACUUUUGGUUUCUCUGUAAAGGAUGUCCAUAAAACUCAUUGGUUUUGGUUUUUUAUGUCAUUGUAAAUACGUGAAACUGUAUCUGUCUUUUUGUGUCUGAGGCUCAAUUCAAGGUGGUGAUAGCAGGGGCUGAGAGGGAGGGAGAAGAGACACAAGGUGCCACUCACUUCCCCUGUCCGCAGCCCGCUGCGAGUUGGUGAAUUGUGUGCAUUGCAGCCUGGCUGCGGUGUUUGAGAUGGAUGAAAAUUAAUGGGAUCAGCAUCUGCCUCGCAAGCGAAUGAAUCAAUGCAAUAAAAGGCGAACAGACAACACUACUACUCUGUUCAUCACUUUGAUUACAGAUUUUUUUUUGUUAUAAAUCUGAGUACAUGCAUUAUGUAAUUUGUAAAAUGAUUCUGUAGUGGAGACCUUGCUACAACACUAUUAAAAAUCUUCCCUUUUUGUGAGAUAUGAGGUUUGUAGAAUAGUGAGAUUCUUUCGUAUGUUGAAUCUUAAUCUGUUCCUGAUGGUGGGAGUGCUGAAGUAAUGUAUCUCACUGUGAUCUGGUACUUCGGUAUUUGCAUAAAUGGCAGUUCUGUAUAUUCUUUUGGCUAACUGUAAAUAUAAAUGUUUCAUAGUAGCAUAGUUGAAUUUUUGAGGUUCAGCCAUUUGUGUGACAUUAGAAAAAACAACUUUAUUUCUAAGAACUUGUAAAAAAAAAAAAGUAUUUUCAAUAAAAUUCCCUACCUCACCUCAA